Gryllus bimaculatus (two-spotted cricket) is the source of this 789-nucleotide messenger RNA. NCBI's taxonomy places the organism in Eukaryota, Metazoa, Arthropoda, Insecta, Orthoptera, Gryllidae. The record is from the annotation of a GenBank genome assembly.
AUUCCUUCCCUGGACCUAUCGUUGUCUAUCACGUGCUGUUCGUAGGGCUGUUAACGCCUUACCGCAGUCAGUGAAUUAGAUAAAUGAAGUGAUUUACUGCUGUUUGAAGUCUGAAGCGUGCAAUUUGGCUUCGAGAAAUUGCUGGAUGCCUAACAAAUAGUGGAAUUUUUUAAUGUUCUUGUUCAGUUGCAGAUCCCUUAUUUGGACCAAGCGAGGUGUCACCCAUUGUAGCAAUGGAUGUAAUUGGUUCUAGUGCUGUUGAACAUGUUGCUACAGCUAGUGCAGCAGAUGCUUAUUCUAUCCUUAUCUUUUUCACCCAUGUGAGGUGUCACCAAGUUUUUAUGGACAUUUCUCAUGAUCCUUGUACUUCUGGACAGGUGCUAGAAGUCAUUCUGGGAGAUGAAUCUGCGCCUUCAGUGUCUGAUCCUUUUCCAGAGAUGGCUUCUGAAGCAUGUCUAUUAGACCCUACAAGUUUGACCCUAAGUGGCUUUAAAUUAAUGUUCACUUUAAAGAGUCAGAACUCAGAGAGAUAAUUUUAAAGAAUUUUUUUUAUGUGCAGUGAAUGACUUUGUGCACAAUGAACCAAGGUUCUGAACAUAUCUCGUUUACGCUGACAGUUUGUAAUGGUACGAACGAGAGUUUUAAAAUCAGUGUGAAUUCUGUCAUUGGAUACAGAUCCAUUAUAUAAACUGUAUUUCCCACAUCUGAUUUGGAUAAUUCUAAUUAAAUAAAAUUUAAAGAUAAUAUUAAUUCUGUAAAGCAUGGUCAUUUUCUCAAUUUUGGAAUGCC